GAGUUCAGUCUUGUGAGAUCCGUUCGUUGGUCUAGACGUGUUUGUGCUUCACGUUCCGUCGAUCCGGUUGUUGUUUUUUUCCCUCCAUCCUAUCAUCUCGCGUUCCGUCGUCGGCUCCGGUCUUUGUUACCCUCGCCGUGGUUCACCGCACUCUGCCUCAGCAGCAGUUGUUUGUUGUGUCUCGAGAGCAGCUUUUGGAAGAUUUUCCUCGAUAAAAAGUUGUGUGAUUAGGUUCAAGUGUGCAAUAGUUUUGAAAGUGAUAAGAGAGAGAAAAUUGUGAUUGGAGAAAAUUAAAUAAUAGGUCGUUAAUAAAAUCUCAAAAUCUAGCUCGAUUAACUUUAUCCAAUCCAGACUUUGGGCGCUUGAAAUCCCCCUUAAUUCCCAUCCCGAGUGAAAUUAUUUGCCCUUGAACUUUGACGUUGUACCCGUAGCUAGAGAGUGGCCUGUUUGGAGCAUUAUCGAGCGGCCCCAACAAGCCAAGCCAAUAAAAGAGCCAGACUUUGUGCUUCUCCAAAAUAAAAUAAUAAAUAAGGCACCCAAAACAUUGCGUGUGCUACCGAUUCCACUAAAUAGAGACCAUGCUAGAGGAGCCCAAAGCAGCGGUGCCCGAGGACGACCCGGUGGUGGCGGCCAUGGUCGCCGGCGCUGGUCCAGGGGGGAAGAAGCGUUCGGUGGGGCUGCUGUUGUUGAAGGAGGAGGACGGUGGUGGCAAGGAGCAGGCAUCAAUCACGACGACGCCGACCGGGAAUAACAACAACGGUCUGAUUGAUUCGCGAGGCUGCGCCAAACCGGAGAAAAAGCUAUGGUUCCGCGGCGUGCGGCCCUCCAAGUUCCGGCACGUGUACGGGCUGCCUACGCGCAAGGAGUGCUGCUACACGGACAUCAGCGUGGUGCGCAGCGGCAACGAUGGCAACUUUUGCGCCGUCAAUCCCACCUUCCUGGCGAUCGUCGCCGACACCACGUUCGUCGUGAUCCCGAUCAACCAGACGGGCCGGAUCGACUUUCAGUGCUGCAAGGUGAUCGGGCACACGGGGCAGAUUCUGGACCUGAAGUGGAACCCGUUCGACGAUCAGAUGAUCGCGUCGGCGUCGGACGACUGCACGAUCAAGAUCUGGAAGGUGCCGGAGGGUGGGCUGACGGCUAACUUGAGUGAAUGUAUGGUUGAGUUGGUUGGCCACAAGCGCAAGGUGAUGCACGUGGAGUGGCAUCCGACGGCGGCCAAUGUGCUGAUCAGCGCUGGGUUUGAUCACUUGGUUUGUGUGUGGGACGUUGGGAACAGCGAGAAGCCACUGCUGAACGUGAUCAGCUGCCACGUGGACAUGAUCUACAGUUUGGCGGUCAGCCGGGACGGGGCGUUGAUCGCGACGACUUCGAAGGACAAGAAGCUGAGGGUGAUCGAGCCGAGGAGUGGAAUUGUGGUGUCGGAGGGAGUCUGUCAUUUGGGAACCAAGUGUUCGAAGGCGGUUUUCUUGGAUAACAACAGAAUCUUGACGACCGGAUUUUCGCGCCAUUCGGACCGACAAUUUGCCGUGUGGGAUCAGCAUGACCUGAAGAAGCCUCUGGUACAGGAAGUGAUCGACAGUUCAAGUGGUGUUGUGACGCCCUACUUUGACUACGACACUCGCAUGAUCUACUUGGCGGGUAAGGGUGAUGGCAACAUUCGGUACUACGAAGUGGUGGACGAACCUCCGUACGUGUACUAUCUGAACCAGUUUCUGUCGGGACAACCGCAGAAAGCGCUUGGGUUUAUGCCGAAGCGGGGCGUUACCGUGUCCCAGUGCGAGGUGUUCCGGUUCUACAAACUGCACGCCGCAGGAAACAUCUGCGAACCCAUCUCGAUGAUCGUGCCGCGCAAGUCAACGCUGUUCCAGAGUGACCUGUACCCGGACACGCUGGCCAAUGUGCCCGCGAUCGGUGCCAAAGAGUGGUUCUCGGGCCGGAACGUGCAACCCAUGCUGAGAUCGAUGAAGACUGGCGAAUCUAUUCUGGACACCAGCCAGCGCAGGGAGUCCAAAACGGUGCACCACUCCAGCAGCAAAAACAACAUCCUGAACAGCCUGAACGGCAAUCACACGAACGAACGCCCCGUCAACGGAACCACCCCGUCUAUCAACGGAAACUACACAAACGGCAACAGCCAAACAACGACGACGACAACCGGCUCGGUCGUGACCAAUGGAAACAGCGCCGGGGGCAAAAACAACAAAGAGAACGAAAUCGAUAACCGGAAGUUCGAGACCAACAACACGAAAAAGUUUGCGUUCCUGUCGCAACCGACGAUACCGGACUACCGGCCACAAACGCAAAUAAUCGAAAAGAGCCAGAAGACGUCCACGAAUCAGAGUACAAAGUUCCACCAGCUGCAGGCCAUCUUCGGGCAGCACCAGACGGCGAACCACAAGGACAUUGCCAACCUGCAGAACAAUCUGCUCAGCAGUUCGCGGAACAGCUCGCGCAACAGUUCGCUGGAGAACAUCAACCUGUUGAACUCGGAGAAUGAGCUCCGAAAGGCGUUCAACAAGCAGUCCGACGAGAUCAAGAGCCUCCGGAAGUCGCUGAACAACUCGGAGAAGCGGGUACGCGAACUCGAAGCCGAGGUGAAGCGACUUCAGCUGCAGCUCAAGCACUAAGGUCGACGACAAGAUGAAUCAUAAUCUUGGAUCCCAUUCCCCAUUCCCUCGUGUCCCACUUUGAAGAGGAAGUCUCGUGACAAAAGCAUGUACUUUGUGUUGUGAUUCCUCAAACUCCCCCUCCCCUUAAAUUUACGAUUAGAGUAGCAGUACGAAGCAGGUAAUUCGUAUUGUCGUAUAAGUAAAAGUGAAGAUAAUAAAUUAACGCAAAAAUCUAACGCUAAAUCAGUAUUUCAACCAGACGGCAAACAAAAUGAUCAUGCUCUCUCUGUAAAUGUGUGCGCUUAACCUUUUUUGUUUCCGCUGAGGGAGGACCGGCCACAGCUCAAUCGAUGGACAAAUUUCGUUUUAUUUGCGCACAAUUUGGAGCGGAAUGAUAAUUGAUAAGCUGGAAAAAAAACCAACACUAAAGUGGCUUCUCAUACUGCAUUUUAUUGGGGAUGAAAAACGGAAAAGAUUUUGAAAAGCGAAAAAAAAACAUGUGAUUUGUGAUUCAUUCAGAAAGACAACUAGUGGAAGAUGAUAUUUAAGCUUAGGUGGAUAACUAGUGGAAGACAUAUGAAAAAAUACACACGUAUAUUUUGUAGGUGAUUUAUCCCAUUUAGAAACGUCCAACUCGUUGCUGUAUGCAAAACAAAACGACACAAAGCAAUUAGCGGACAAAUAAAUAUAACCCCAAAAAAUCAGUUACCAAAAAACCGAUAAAAACCGGCAGACUGCCCCUACUUUUUUGGUUCUAUUUCACUUUUCCAAACAUCGAUUUUAAAACCAACGUAAAGUAAGAAGUUUUCACUACUUUGACAGGUGAAAGCGGUAAGAAGGUGACAAUUAUUUAAAAAGAUUGGCUGUAACUAUUAAAUUUUUGUUUGUUUUUAAAUUGUGUUUAUAACUCAGUUUUCCUCAAUUAUAAAAUUAACUUAGGCAAAAGUUGUUAUAAGUUAUCGUUAAGGUUUUAUUAUUUAAUAUUAUUAGAAACUCGAGUUUCCAAGGAAACAACCGUCAGACAACCUUAAAUAUCGAUAAAAGUCAUGUUGCGGUUGAAAUUCUUGUGUCACUUUGAUUAAAAAAGUAGCGAAUCUGUCAAAAUGCAGAGCAUCUCAGGUUUAGCAACAACAACCCGUCUGAUUAAAUGUCCGAUUUGGCACACGAAUUUAAACCGCCAAAUUCAUCUGACAUUUCCGUAAAAACAAUACAAUACUUGCUUGCUGCUGAAACAAUCUAAACUCACAAGAGGAUUAACAAAAUAGACACAUUCCGUUUUUUUCUACGAAUGCUUAACUAUAACUAAAUGUAAUAAACGCAAAUAAUGAGCAAAACAGUGUGCUUGUGGAGUCGCCACACAAAAAAAAAAACUUACCAAACAUAAAGCACAAAGUACAGCCAACUUAAACAACUAAACCAAGUAGACAUUGCGUUUUUUUAAAAACAGGAUUUAACAAAAACAAAAAAAUGCUUUCAUAUCAAGCUUUUAUCGAGAGAACUACUAUCUCCUCCACCACUCUCUAGUUUAUGCUAAACGCCUAUGUAAUCGCGAAACAUGAAUACGUUCAAUACAAACGAAGGGGAACAUUUAAAAAGAAUCCACACUCACACAUUAAUAGCGCGGAAAGUGUCCAGAGCAAUGCUGAAAUGUAAGGUGGCGCUUCAAUAAAGUACGAAAAGUAUGUGAAGAUUGUGGAGCUGAAA
Molecule: messenger RNA, 4316 nt
Organism: Culex quinquefasciatus (southern house mosquito)
Lineage: Eukaryota; Metazoa; Arthropoda; Insecta; Diptera; Culicidae
Product: coronin-1A
Exons: 7
Coding region: 579-2630 (683 amino acids)
Biological process (GO): actin filament organization
Molecular function (GO): actin filament binding
Source: RefSeq, a predicted model, not a curated record